Molecule: messenger RNA, 774 nt
Organism: Anthostomella pinea
Lineage: Eukaryota; Fungi; Ascomycota; Sordariomycetes; Xylariales; Xylariaceae
Source: the annotation of a GenBank genome assembly
AUGGACCUGGCUGGAGAGGAUGGUAACGAGGCGGCGGCUCGCUUGGAAGCCGAGCUGGAGCUGCUGCUCGCCAUGUACCCUGACGCCAUCACCUUCUCGUCAAGGGCUCGCGAGCUUCGAUAUUCCCAUCCUACGAAUGCCCCGGGUCUCAAGGCUACAGCAACCCUAGUGCUGCGACUGCCGGAUGCAUAUCCAGUGAGGGACUUUCCCGAGGUUAUCUCCGCCGUGGGGUCACGAAAAGAGGACUUGCGAUCCGUGACGAAGACAGCAUUCGAGAAGCCAGAUGUUGCUCCUGGCGAAGAGGUACUUGAUGCACUCGUCCUGUGUUUUCAAGAAUUGCUGUCGCCGCAGGAUAGUCCACCCGAACAGGCCGUCCCUCAUCCCACCCCCUUGUCUCCUGGAAGAGAUGUCCGGCCCAAGACCGUCAUAAUAUGGCUCCACCAUCUACUCAACACCAACAAGCGGAAGCUUGCUCUAAGCCCUUCCAUGUCCGACUCUGGUAUCGUCGGAGUCACCAAGCCAGGCUAUCCUGGGGUAUUAGUUUUUUCUGGGCCUGGCGCCAUUGUUGACUCUCACGUCUCGGAACUGCGGCACCAGAAAUGGCAGGCUUUCGAGGUUCGAUACGACACCGACGAUGAGAGUGAGACGAAGAGCACAUGGCGGUUUAGCCAUGACAAAGGAAUUCGCGAGGUGGAGUCGAUGAGCGAUGUGGUCCAAGCCAUCUUGGAACCAGAACACAGAGAGCUGUUCCUCAGCUCGAUAGGGGUGAAAUAG